AUGCACUCUGUUGAUGAAGACUUUGAUGAGGCUCAAUUUUUUGUAACAACCAUCAAUUCUGCCAGGGAUCUCAAUUCUGAAAAUCAAAAAAUGACCACUUUAACAUCUUGGCCUCAUUGCAUCAAUGGUGUUGCCAACCACAAGAAAAAUGUUUUGUAUUUACCCUUGAAUGUCAUGGGAGCUGAGUUUUUGACCCCCAAUUUUGCAAUAUUUGUCAACAAUAUGGCUGUCAUCAUGCAACUCAAUGUCCAACAACUGGGCUUCAAUCCAUUAUUUGCCACCAGUCACCUCACCAAGGUCCUUAAUGCUGUUAUUGUGCUGGUGGCACCUCAUAACUCAGAUAUGCACAAUGUGAGGAAGGGUCAGCAUCUAGCAAGCAAAGGCAGAACAGACCCAGGAGAAAGUCCAAACAUGGCUGAGUCAAAAAAUGCUGUAAUUUAA
Molecule: messenger RNA, 441 nt
Organism: Laccaria bicolor S238N-H82
Lineage: Eukaryota; Fungi; Basidiomycota; Agaricomycetes; Agaricales; Hydnangiaceae
Exons: 5
Coding region: 1-441 (146 amino acids)
Source: RefSeq, a predicted model, not a curated record